Molecule: messenger RNA, 1380 nt
Organism: Medicago truncatula (barrel medic)
Lineage: Eukaryota; Viridiplantae; Streptophyta; Magnoliopsida; Fabales; Fabaceae
Product: zinc finger protein 4
Exons: 2
Coding region: 516-1229 (237 amino acids)
Biological process (GO): negative regulation of abscisic acid-activated signaling pathway
Source: RefSeq, a predicted model, not a curated record
GCCGCUAGAGAGGAUCUAACUUCUUUUUAUACUUCUCAAAACCUCUUUUUUUUCUCUCCUCUUACUCCUCUGUUCCCUAACCCUCCACUCUUGAUCCUUUCAAGUUUCAAUGCUCAAACAUCAAUACUCAACAAUCUCACUCUCUCUCCAUUUACUAUUAAUAUAUUUUUAUUCCUUUCCAGUCCAACUUACUAAUUAAAAAUUAUUUAAAUUCACACCUCCUCACUCUUUAUUAGUCUUUGAGAAACAUUGAAAAUACAAGAACCAGUUCUGUCUUCUCACAAUCAGUCAUAGUUAAGAAAAAAGCAACAAUGAAAACAGAUGUCUCCAAUUCCAAAGCACAGUGUUUAGGUGAUUUUCAGAAGCAAACCACUUUCACUUGAUCUUGAAAUUUGAGAAACUCUUUUACUAUCAUCUCCUUAUCUUAAAGCUUUUCUUGCCAUGUUUUUGUCACCACUAAAGUAGUUUCAUCUCUAAACUAUUCCAAGACAAAAUAAAAUUUUCACUGCUAAAGCAUGAAACAAAACAUUGAUCUUGAAGUAGAAGCUUGUGCAGAAUAUGAAUCUGAAGUUACAAGCCAAGUUGAUUCUAAUGUAUCAACUCAAGAAACCUUUUACAACAUCACAAAUCCUAAUUCAUAUGAUAUAUCUCUUGACCUAAGUCUAAAUUUCAAGAACAGUGAGAUACCAACAACAAGAGAUUCAAAUUCAAUAGGAUUCUCACUUUCAAGCACUUCUGAGAGCAGUAAUGAACCUGCAACAGCAACAAUUCCAAGAGUUUUCUCAUGCAAUUACUGUCAGAGAAAGUUUUUCAGUUCUCAAGCUCUUGGUGGACACCAAAAUGCACAUAAAAGAGAAAGAACAUUAGCAAAAAGAGCUAUGAGAAUGGGAAUGUUUUCUGAUAGGUAUAAUGCUAGUUUAGCAUCUUUACCUUUGCAUGGUUCUUUUAGGUCAUUAGGGAUAAAAGCACACUCUUCAAUGCACUAUGGUUUCUCACCAACAACAAUUAGGCCUCAUCAUCAUGAGGUGAGAAAUAAUAUGAGAUUCGAGCAACAAGGUUGCGUCGGAUUUCCAAUAUUCUUGGAAGACGAGGAGUCAAAGUUGAUGUGGCCAGGUAGUUUUCGACAAGAAUCCGGGGCGGGUGGUGCUCAACAGAAUUUCAUACUCACUGAGGUGAAUCCUUGUGUAGACAUAGAAAAAUCUACCCCAGAUUUGACAUUGAAACUUUGAAGGAGGUUAUAUUUGGUAAAAAUUUGGCUUUGAAUUGAGUUUUCUGCAUUAAUAUUGUUGUAUUUUUGUAUAGUAAAACAUGUAUGAAAAAUUAUUAUGAUUGCUAGAAUGUAUGAAAAAUGAUUAUGAUUGCUAGAUUGGUUACUACCAA